Molecule: messenger RNA, 909 nt
Organism: Nakaseomyces glabratus
Lineage: Eukaryota; Fungi; Ascomycota; Saccharomycetes; Saccharomycetales; Saccharomycetaceae
Gene: TUM1
Product: thiosulfate sulfurtransferase
Cellular component (GO): mitochondrion
Molecular function (GO): thiosulfate-cyanide sulfurtransferase activity
Source: RefSeq, a predicted model, not a curated record
AUGUCUUUGUUUAAAUUGAUUACUCCGUGUGCAUUUGUUGAGCUUACGAAGGCCUCCAAGAAGGUGGUACCUGUUGACUCUACUUGGUACCUGCCCAAUUUGAAGCGUGAUGGUAAGCAAGAGUUUAUGGACGUUGAACGUAUUCCUGGUGCUGUCUAUUUUGAUAUUGAUGAUAUCAGGGAUUCAGCUAGCGAGUUUCCACAUAUGGCUCCAGACCUAGCUACUUUCAAUGAAGGGAUGAGUCAACUUGGUGUGAAUAAGGAGGACAUUCUGGUUGUCUAUGACAGAAUUGGUAAUUUCAGCGCUCCUCGUUGUGCAUGGACAUUGGUUAUGCUAGGCCACCCAGAAGUGUACCUGUUGAACAACUUCAAUGCGUACAAGAAAGAGGGCUAUCCCCUAGACACUACAAAAUGGACAAAGCUCACUCAGUAUCCAAAAUCUAACUAUAAGUCUGAAACCAACCUCUGUCCUGAAAAUGUGAUUACCUAUGAACAAAUGCUGGAAUUGGUGAAGUCUGGCGAGUUGAAGAAGAAGUACAAUGUCUAUGAUGCAAGAGCUUUGAACAGAUUUGAAGGUAAAGCUCCAGAACCAAGACCUGAUAUUAGCUCAGGUCAUGUUGCUGGUGUACAGCCUCUGCCAUUUACUGAAAUCUUGGAUCAACCUGAUCUAACAUUCCCACAAGAACAGGUUGACAUGGAAAAGAAAGUUCAAGAGGCAUUCAAAAAGCUGAAUAAUACCUACGAUCCAAGCAAGCCUACGAUUGUCAUGUGUGGUACUGGAGUCAGUGCAUGCAUCAUUAGAACAGCUUUGGAACAUUCAGGUGUUAAGGACAUAAAAUUGUAUGAUGGAUCAUGGGUUGAAUGGGUCUUAAGAUCAGAUCCUAAGCUCAUUGCUAAAGAUAGAGAGUGA